UCCAAAAAGGCGAAAAAGAAUGUCAUGGUUGGCUCGCUCUCUGGCGAACUCCCUCCGUCUCGACGACGACGACGGUGUAGAUGAGGACGAAAACGACGUCGCACCUUUCGCCUCUAACCCCCAGCCCCACUCUCAAUCUUCGUCCCUAAAACACGAAAUUCACCAACCACAACAACAAAACCAGGACCAGAAUGACGCGAUCCAAUCGUAUUCGCCAUUGUUGCAAGAAGAGGAGCUUCAAUCACGUGGCGUCAAAGAAGACUUGACCGAGCUGAAGCAAACCUUCACUCGUCAACUCUGGGGGGUCGCUUCUUUUUUGGCUCCUCCUCCUCCUCCUCCCCCGCCCCCUCUUCCUUGUCCAGUCGAUUCCUAUCGCCAGUACGAUCAUCGAUCAGCCUCUAACAUGGACCAACAAGAGCCCUCUGGUCGCUACGUUUCCGAAAAGAAAAGGGAGCCCUCUGAUUCGGGGGCAGUUACGGGGAUCAGGAGUGAUUUUGCGGAGAUUGGAGGGAGAUUUAGGAGCGGUGUUACGGAGAUUUCGAAGAUGGCUUCAAAUUAUUUUCCAUUUGGAUCGCAGGAAAAGCUGGAAGGAAAUGAGGGGGGACACGAGGAAUUCUACGAGGAGGAAGAGGACGAAGAAGAAGAGGAAGAGGACGAAGAAGAAGAGGAAGAGGAAGAGGAUGAGGAAGAGGAAGAGGAGGAACUAGGGGGGUCCGCCGUUGGGAUUACCGAGGAGGUGUUGGCGUUUGCAAGGAAUAUAGCAAUGCAUCCAGAGACUUGGUUAGAUUUUCCUCUUGACGAGGAAGAAGAUUUGGAUGAUUUUGAUAUGUCCGAUGCUCAACAAGUACAUGCUUUGGCCAUUGAACAUCUUGCUCCUAGAUUAGCUGCUCUCAGGAUUGAGCUUUGUCCUUGCCAUAUGACUGAGAGUUACUUCUGGAAAGUGUACUUUGUUCUUUUGCAUUCAAGGCUAAAUAAAUAUGAUGCUCAAACUUUGUCCACAAAACAAGUGAUGGAAGCAAGAGCAUUGUGGAUGCAAGAACUGCAGAAACAAACAAAGCAGGAGACUGACUGGCCUGAAAGAAACCUAUCCUACUUAAAAGACAGCAAAGAUGUUCUGGAGGAGAGUAUUGUUGCUUCGGCAUCAAAUUAUGCUCCUCCAGAGUACUUGUCACCCCGAAUAUAUGCAUUUGAACCACCUUCCCUCAGAACAAUUGAUUACGAAAUGGUUAAGCACCCAGUCGAAAGUAAUGAGGUACAAUUCAUCGACAAAUCAGUUAUUGAAGAAAAGCCAGUUGUUAAGACUGAGGAUAAGAAUUUAAUAGUUGGUCCGUCCUCCAAGACACAGAUUCCUAGCUAUGAAGAUGAUGAAUACGACUGGCCAGAAGACGACUCUGAUUUUGGUUGCAGUAGGGCUCCCAUUUUUAUGGGGAACGAAGAUGAUGUAUCCUUUAGUGAUCUCGAGGAUGACGAUGAUAAGGGGACCAUGAGCUUAAAAUCAAAAAUGGUUUCAAAGAGUUCAGAAAGUUGAACACUGUAAAAAGUGCUGAACAUAGUUUUGGGCUAAGCGUGUAAGCUUUUGCCGGUUGGACCGGAUUUCAACGAAAAAUGCAACUGGAUGUUGAAAUUUGGAUUCUGGACAAUGGCCAAUGAGGAAGGUGUGAAAUUUUCUAGGGCUAUAAUAUAUAAUUGCUGUAGGAAGGGAUUGUCUCAGAUGGUGCUGCUCCUCAAUGGAACAUGAUUUGGUGGGCAAAUGACUGUUUACAAGAGUGAUUGUUUGUAGUUUUUGAUUGUGAGAAGAUUGUAAGGAAAUAUUAAGCUUGAAAUGGGUUAGAGACAAACUGUCUAAAUGAAAUUGGUUGAUUUUUCCACAUGCUCAAGAAAUGUACAGGGAGUGGGUGACAACUGUAAUGACGACAGGACAGGGUUUGUCCCAGUUGUCUGUUAGAAUUCUGAUGUAAUAUAUAAAGCAAAAUUUUGUGAAUAAAAUGAAAAUUCCCCA
Messenger RNA from Carica papaya (papaya), 1999 nucleotides. Its product is annotated as BSD domain-containing protein. NCBI's taxonomy places the organism in Eukaryota, Viridiplantae, Streptophyta, Magnoliopsida, Brassicales, Caricaceae. The record is from RefSeq and is a predicted model, not a curated record.